Peronospora matthiolae is the source of this 1194-nucleotide messenger RNA. The record is from the annotation of a GenBank genome assembly. NCBI's taxonomy places the organism in Eukaryota, Oomycota, Peronosporomycetes, Peronosporales, Peronosporaceae.
AUGUCGGCUCAAGGAACGCCCGUGCCUUCCCAUUUGCAGUCUCCAGUGAGAAAGCCAAUGAGUUCCCAAGCUCCUGCAAAAGUCACAGGAAAAAAACGACUGGGAGCUGCAACUAGCGGCACAACGAAACGAACGACUCGUCGAGAGCUCAAGAAAUUGACGGAGGUUCAUCUGGAAGAGAAGGACGAGGGCUGUGCAGGAGGAGAACAAGGUGCAGCAGUUGGAAUGAAAGCGGAGAAGACGCCGUUUGGAUUGGAUGCAGCAAGUGCGUCCGUUACCCCCACGAGUCUUCACGACGACUUUGUAAACAUGAUGAAGUCUCAGGGACUCGAGAAGAUGGCUACAGAGAUUGGAAUCUUGAAGAAUGGGGCUCUUGUUGACACGCCGCAUGCGUGUACGGCAACACCUCGUAAAGGAGGAAGUGGAUCGAAACAAGUGCCAGAAACGCCGACAUUUGCCAGUCCUACGUUCACUAGCCCGUCACCGGGAAAGAAUCGAAGAUACUUGAAGCUUAACAAGGGUCUUCGUCAUUUCAGCAUGAAAGUGUGCCAGAAGGUAGAAGAAAAACAUGUGACGUCCUAUAAUGAAGUCGCAGAUGAGCUCGUUCGCGAGUUCGUUACGAUGCGACCAAACGAUUCGGUAUACGAUGAAAAGAACAUCCGCCGGCGCGUUUAUGAUGCGUUGAACGUACUCAUGGCGAUGGACAUUAUAUCGAAAGAGCGCAAGGAGAUCCGAUGGAAAGGGCUGCCCUCAAAUUUACAGCAUGACACGGAAAUGCUAUUGGCUGAACGAAGCGAGCGUAUGAAAAGCGUGGAGCAAAAGAAACAGCAUUUGCAAGACCUUUUGGUACAACAAGUUGCGAUGAGGAAUCUCCUGAAGCGAAACGCAGAACGCAAACGAGCAGCUAGCGAGAAUCCGGCAACCGCUAACAUCGCACGCGACGAAGGGCGGAUAUUCCUGCCAUUCAUCGCCGUGAAUACGAGCAAAGACACGGUGAUUCAGUGUGAGAUGUCAGAAGACCGUCACGACAUUUUUUUCAACUUCAGCGCCCCGUUUGAAAUUCACGACGACGCCGAUAUCUUGCAGAAGCUGAACUUACACAAGGCUUCGUAUGCUGACUUGAAGCAGAUAGUGCCCGAGAAGUUGCUGUCUUACCUCCCAGCUGAGUGUGAAAUGAAGAGCGAAGAAGAGUAA